AUGCGAAACAGAGGUGCUGCAUCUACUGAGAACUUCGUGAAAGCUGGAUAUGCUGUGAUAUUUCUGUAUAGGAGGGGAACUUGCCAGCCAUAUUGCCGGUCUCUUCCGGAUGAUCCAUUCCUUGAAUGUUUUGAGUUUCCAGAUAAGACAAACAUUCAAGUUAAUGCAUCACAUCUGGAAGCUGUGAAAAUGGCUGUUAUGGACCAGCAAGAAGCCGUUGCAGAAGCUCGCUUAAUAAAGCUCCCGUUCUCAACCAUAUAUGAGUAUCUUCAGAUGCUGCGGUUGAUUGCAACGGCACUGAAAGAUGUCGGUCCGUGUUCAAUGUUUUAUCUUGCUGCUGCUGUGUCUGACUUUUAUGUGCCAUGGAAGAGCAUGACAGAGCACAAAAUAGAAUCAGGAUCCGGUCCUUUGGACAUAAGACUAGCUCAAGUCCCUAAAAUGCUUUCAAUCUUGAGAACAAAUUGGGCUCCAGAGGCUUUCUGCAUAUCAUUCAAGCUUGAGACAGACUCAAAGAUUCUGAUAGAGAAAGCUACAAAGGCUCUACGAAAGUACAAAGUGCACGCGGUUGUAGCCAAUGAGCUAUCAACACGCAAGGAGGAAGUUGUGGUUGUUUCAAGCAACAGUAAUGUUGUGGUUCGAUGCGAUCGCGAGAAGCCUGAAUCUAUCGUCGAAGAUAAUCUCAUUCGUCUCAUCGUGGAUCGACAUUCGGCAUACAUCAAAGAAUCUCACACUUAG
This is a messenger RNA of Thlaspi arvense, 735 nucleotides long. The record is from the annotation of a GenBank genome assembly. NCBI's taxonomy places the organism in Eukaryota, Viridiplantae, Streptophyta, Magnoliopsida, Brassicales, Brassicaceae.